AUGAGUAAAUCAUUCUUUACUUUGAAUUUAACAGUCAUAAUCUUAUUGUAAUCAAUACAAAACUUAAAUGCUUAAAUUUGUUAAGCAUUUUCUAGGUAGCACCAGGCUAAAUAUUUAGAGGGCUAUACUCCUUCUAAUUAUUUGAAGUUACCUAACACUAAUAUACUUUUGAUAAACACUAUACUUUAUUAAAACGAUGCAUAGACUUAGAGUAUAGUAUAUUACAAUGAUAUUUCUAGUGAAAUUGAUAAUAUUGUGAAUGUGGUUAGGACUAAAUACGUUAUAUUUCAAAUGGAGUAUGUACAAGAAAGAAAUCAAAUUUUAGCUCUGAAUUCAUAAUAGCUAAUAUACGCAGAUCCUUAUACUCUUGAAUCUAAAUAAACAAUACCCUUCAGUGAUUUAAAAAGUAUGCAUUUCAUGAAAGGAUCUAAUUAUUGUGUCUUAAAUAGUGGAAAUUUUUUAUUAUAUGUUGUUGACUUUAUAGAAGGAAAAUAAAUUCUAUCUUUGAAUAUUAUACCUUUUAAUCCUGAUGCUGGUAAUUAUAUUACUUCUGCAAAGUUACUUUAGCUUUAAAAUGGUUAGAAUUUUAUAGCAGUAAUUGAUUAGUAUGGUGCUUAUACUUGGUCAAUUGAUUUUAAAACUUUAGAAUUCUCAUUCAAUGGAUAUUAUUCGAUAAAUUUUGAUAAUUAUAGGUUAAUAGAUUUCCACUAGAGCUAUGAUAUUAUAUUUUUAGCAGGAGAGUAUUGUCAAAUCAGGGCUUACUAGAUCAUUAAUUUAUAAUCAAAUUAGAUAAAAAGAAUUUAGAAUAAUUAUCUACCAAAUUGUCCAUCAGGAGAUGAAAUAAUCAGUUUAACCUUUAUAAAUUCUAAAAAUAAUUAAGGCAGUUUAUACCUAAGUAGCACGAAGUCUAUUUAUAGAAUAGAUUUAAAUUUUGUCUAUAAUUAGAAAACAAAUACAUAUGAUUCUUUUAGCUUUGCUAAUAUCAAUCAACCUUUUACUAUUUAACCACCUGGAGAUCUAAGUUAUGAAUGGUAUCAUUUGGAAGAAAGUCAAUAAUUUUUAACACCAUACAGCUAUAGUAAUUAUAAUUUAAAAUCAGCUAUAUUUGUUUAUUCAUAUAGUACAAGCACUUAGCUCACUCGUUUUGCUUUUUCUUCUAUAGGUUUUACAAAAACAUUUAGUUUCUAACUCAAUGAAGAAAUAUACUUUGCUGCUGCUACAUAUGAUCAAAUUUUAGUCACUAAAGAUUCUCCAAGUAAUCUAAAAUCUAUCCUUGCUUAUCCUCUUUUUUCUAUUAUCAAAGUAAGAUAAAAUACAUUUUUUGCUGUAAAAAACUGUAAUACUUGUUUUAUUGCUAUGCAUGAGGCUUCAUACUUAGCAUUUUAUAAAGUAAUGGACUCAUCAUUCACUCCUUAAGUAUACGAUUUAAGUUAGAUAAAUCUUGAUACUGAUUCAAUAAGCUUCAAUAUUGAUCCCUACUAAGAUAUUAAUCAAGCUAUUUGGGUUAUUGUAGGAUUACCUAAUAAAUAAAAUAAUGAAAAUUUCUUAUUUUAUGCUUUAAGUAUUACCUCUUAAUAAUAGUUUUAAUUGCUCUCUGAUAAAGUAGAAGAAAAUAAUCAAAAUACAAGUUAUGCCCUUUAUUCCUAAGAAGAUUAAGAAAUCGUUGGAAUAGCUGUUAAUGGAAGUAUUUUUGUUUGGAAUUCAACAGACCUUUCAUUCAAAUACUCAAUAGCGUCCAAUUGUUCUGACUCAAUAAUUGGUUAAUUAUUUCAUACUGAUAAUAAUAAAUUUCUAAUAAUAGUUUGUGGUAAUUACAAUAUAAUUAGCUAUAAUUUCUCUAAUAAAAUAUUUAAACCAUUAAUGAAACUAAAGUCAAAUCCAUACUAUUUAAAUGUAUUCAAUACAAUUAAUAUGUUUGGAGUUGGAGAUUAAAGUAGCGGAGAUGUUUAUUUAUUCAGUUUUAAUACAGUUACUUAAUAAUUUGAAUAAUUUAUGCAUUUCCAGUCUCCUUCUUUAACAGAUGCUGGAAAUAAUAUUCAGUAUAUAGAAAAGACUUAGGUUUUAUUUAUUUAGUAUUACUAUAGUAAUACAUUUUUCCCUAUUGGAUAAUGUCUUUAAAAUUUACUUAGUUGUACUUAGAAAUGCUAAAUGUAGUUUUAUUUUAAUACUACUGAAACUGCUGAUACUAAAAGUAUAUAUGGGAUAGGUUCUUUUGAAUAGCCUUAUACAACUUCUUUGAGUAUAAUUUCAUCUUUACUUUUAGUUUAAUAAUAUUUCGAAUUAAUAAACGGAUUUGAAAUUCUAAACGUCAAUAUAUUAGUGAGCAACUAAAAUUAGAUGGUAUUUUACAGUGAACUGCUAACUUUAUAUGUUUUUGCAUAAACAAAUUUAACAAUUUAGAGCUGGAAUAAUAAUCAAUUAGCUUAAAUUAAUGUAAAUUAGUUGCUCCAAUUCUCGGGUCUAUUUAUGCUAAACAUUGAUGAUAUACUUAUUAAUUUUAUUAUUAGUAGCUCCUAAUAAAAGUGUGGGGUCUAUUUCGAUGGUAUUAUUUCAAGUGCUACUAUAGAUAACAUAAGUAUAUCUUCAACAGAUAAUACAUCUGAUUGCUUCUUUAUUUAAAUAAAUAAUUCUUUGUUGACUAUUAAAAAUAUAAACUUACAAAGUUUAGAUUUUUCAAAUACAUCAACUUUAAUAACAAUCGUUAAUUCUUAAUAGAUUGUACUUUAAAAUAUUCUAAUAGAUAGUUGUAAAUUAAGUGAAAAAUUCAGUAUAUUAACCUAAGAGAGCGAUGUUAAUGUUAUUAUUGAUACUUUAAUAAUUUAAAAUAAUCUAUGCGAUAUAAAUUAAACUUACUAUCCACAAUUCUCUGGUUAGUUAUUUGAAGCUGGUGAAUUCUAUGUAGCUAAUAUGACAAUAUCCAAUAAUCAGUUUUGUAAUUUAUAGAUAUUCUCAACUGUGAGCACAAUCAAACAAAAAAAUUAAACAUUUUAGUUCUAGAAUAUAACUAUGUACAAUAACUCAUUUUAUACGACACACAAUUAUCUCUUUUUUGAUGCUAUUUAUUCAAUAAAUCCUCUUCCCUAACACACUUUAAAUAUGAGUUAGUUAAAUUUCACAGAUAAUUCUUACUUUCCCUCUUCUUAAGUUUAAUCAGAUAUCUACCUCGGAAUUACUUAAUUAGUUCUAACUGAACAAAUUUUUUCAGUUUAAAUAACUGAAGUUACAGUAAAAAACUAAUAAGAAAUAGCAUUUUGUUAAUUAUCCUAAUCUUCUCUAGUUUCAAUUAGCAAUAUUUCUUGCUUAAAUGAAAAAAAAAUUUUUGAUAAUUUAGUCAAUAGAAGGUAUGGUGGAUGUUUAAUUUUUAAUGAAAUAAAAAAGAUUAGCAUAACUAAUCUAUAAUCAAGCUAUAUUAAAGGAAUAAAUAAUUCUAUUUUAGUCAUAAAAAAUUAAGCUUACACAAAUUCAGUAAUAAAUUUAUCAAAAGUAGUUAUUACAAGUUCAUAUUUUGAAUAAACUUAAACUAGCUCCUAAGCUAAUCCAAUUUUAAUUACUUCCACUUAUACUUCUAAUAUAACAAUUAGCAACUCAAUUUUUAGCUAAAAUAGAUUAAAUGCAAUUCUUAAUACCUAAACUUAUUCAACUUCUGCAAUUCAGGCAAUUAAUCCAUUAGGUUCUAUAUAUUUAGUUAAUAACCAAUAUAUUAAUUCAGUAUCUAGUAGUAUCUUUAAUUUUCAAUAUAUAGUUGGUCUUAAUAUAACCAUCAUUAACGCUAAUUGCAAGCAAUCUUCAUUUAUUAUCACAGAUAAUGUAACAACUUUAAUAUAAUAAGGAGGUUGCUUAAGAGCUAAAUCAAACAAUUUAUAAAUUCUUUCUUCAAAUUUUAGUCAAUCCACAGCAAGCUAAGGCUCGUUUAUUUACUUAGAGAGUCUUAGUUCAGAAACAAAUAUUUUUAUAGAAAAAUCUUCAUUUGUAGAAGGCUAUGCUUAGAUUGAUGGUGGUGCAUUUUACAUAAAUUCACAAAACUCAAAUUUAAAUUUUGUGUGUAAAUCAUCUAACUUUAGUAAUAUCUAUACACUUAGUUCUUAUUCUUCCUCAAUUUCAAUAAUGUAAAUUAUUUUAAUUUAAGAUAAAAAUGGUAACUUUAUUCUAUUCUAUGAAGGAGAGUUAACCAAUAUUUUAGGCUAGACCAGCUCAUAUUUUUUGAAUACCUAAAAUUCUAAUGUUACUCUUUUUAAUAUUAAUAAUAAUUUUAACUAAACCUAUCCUGAUUAUUUGAAUUAAAUAACAUUGCUUUCUGACAUCUAAUCAGUGUCAUUUUUUUAACUUUAAAAAUCUAUCCUUUCAAUUGUUGAUUGUGGAUUUUAAAAUUUAAUAAUAAAAAAUUUACAAAACACUUCCCCUCUUCUAAUUAAUGCUAUUAAUACGAGUAUUAUAAUUUAAAGAUUAAUAAUUAAAGACUCUACGUUUUCCACAUACUUAAUUAGUGUCAAUUAAGGAUCUCUAACAAUUGAAGAAUCUUAAUUUAUAAACAUAAAUUAGAUAUCCUCAAAACGAGUAUUACAAUCCUAGAUUUCUCUGAUAAAUUCAGGAGCACUUAUAUCACUAAAUUAAUCUAAAUUAUAAAUUUAAUAAUAAACAAUAUUUUAGAAAAUAAUUUGCAUGCUAUGCUUUGGCUCUAUACUUUAGUUGAACUAAACACAAUUUUUUAUAUCUGACUCUAUGUUUUUAGAAUCAAAAGCCAAUAUCGGUGGUGCUCUUUCAGUUAAUGGUUUGGUUUCUAAUCUUAAUUAUAUAUAAAACACUCAAAUGAUUGGAAAUACUGCCAUAUCAGAUGGAGGAGCUAUGUUUUUAAAAGCCUAAAAAGAUGAUGUUUUUACUUUAACUUUGUCUAAUUGCUAAUUUACUGACAAUCAAUCUUUAAAUGGAAGUGGUGGAGCAUUAUUUAUUAGCUCAGAAAAUGAAUCAACAGCACAGUAAUAGAUCAAAAUUUAUAAAACAAAUCUAUCAAAUAACAAUGCAAUUAUCGGAGGAUGCAUUAAUAAUCUAGGUAUAAAUCCAGUUAUAGACUCUUAAAGCAUUAUAUUGAAUAACUAGGCCACUCUUUAUGGAGAUAAUAUCAAUUCAUAUCCUGAUCAUUUAGGUUUGAUCAUGACUACAGAUUUAAAUAAAUACUUCAAUUAGUCAACUAAUUCUUUAAUUUUAUCAAAUAUUAAAAGUGGAGCUUAAAUUCCAGAUAUAAUUUUUUAGCUAAAAGAUUAAACAGCUAAACCAAUAUUUCCAUUAGAUGCUGAUAAAAUAAUAAUUUAAGCAUAAUUUAGCAGCAAGACAAAAAAUAUAUCAAAUUAUUACAUUAGAGGAAAUUCUACAGCAUUUGUUGAUUUAAAAUAGAAAUAAUUUGUUUUUUAAGGUAUGUAAUUAAUAGGGAUUCCAAAUUCAAAAGCAAUAAUUGAGUUCAAAUCUGAUGUUAUAAAAAUUUUAAAUAAAUAAACAAAUUAAUUUGAGUCUAACUAUUCUUAUGAAUUAGAAGUUUAUUUUAGAAGUUGUAAUUAUGGUGAAAUUGAUAAUUUUUACAAUACAUAUACAGAAUGUAUUGUCUGUGAAUAAGAUAAAUACUCUCUCGAUAAACAAUAAUGUUAUUCAUGUCCUUCUGGAGCAAAAUGCUAAAAUGGAAUUAUAUAUGUAAAUUAAGGAUUCUGGAGAAAAGAUGAAAGUAGUCCUCUUGUUGUAGAAUGUGUAAAUAAGCCUUCAAACUGUAUUGGAAAUACUUAUGGGAAUUAAGUAUGCUUAGAAGGUUACAUAGGACCUCUAUGUGAAGAAUGUGAUAUUUAUGGAAGCUAUUGGGGAGAAAGCUAUUCUAAAGUUGGAUCUUAUUAAUGUGGGUAAUGUAAAGAAUUGAGUGCUUUAUUAUGGAAAGCAAUCUUAAUAGUAAUCUGGACUUUAUUUUCAAUUCGACUUGCCAUAAAAGGAGACUUAGAGGAAUAAGCAAUAAAUGCUUUUUAAGUAGCUCUGAAAAGCCACUUAUUAAAGAUAAAUCAAAUCACUUCAUUAAAAGAGACUAAAUAUUAAUCUAAAUUAAAUGUCAAAUAUGAUAACCAAAAAGAUAGAAAAUCUAGAAAUGGAGAAAAAGCUAGUGUUUAUAUUAAAGUAUUCAUUAACUAUUUACAAAUAAUAGGAUCAAUUAUUACUUUCAAUAUAAAAUUAACUACAGAUAUAUUUGAUACUUCAUAGUAUUUAGGAACACCUGUAAGAUAAUAAAUGAAUUCCGCUGAAUGUAUAUUAAAAGAUAUAUAAACAGAUAUACCAAUGAUAUAUCUCAAACUACUAUUUACUCUAAGUGUUCCAAUUGGCUAUUUAAUGGUGUUUAUACUUAGUUUAAUAUUAUAAAGGGUAUUUACAAAUAUAAAAGUUCGUUAUUAUUCUAUUUGCACUGCUGCGAUCUUUAUAUUUAUUUUAGUUUAGCCUGAUUUAGUUUCUUAAAUGAUAGCUAUUCUUUCAUGCAGGAUAAUUGGAGAUUCUAGUUAUAUACUCUAUAAUAUAACUUAUGAAUGCAACACUAACCAGCACUAAACCUAUAGUUCUACCUUAGUAGCUCCUUGCUUAUUAGUGUUUGCUUUUAUUAUACCUAUUGGACUUUUUUAUAUACUAUACAAAAAUAAAAAUGAUUUACAAAACAUUUAAGUAUAUAAGAAAUAUGGCUUUUUAUAUAAAGAGUAUAAAAGCCAAAAAUAUUAUUGGGAAUUCGUGAAAAUUUUAGAAAAAAUUUUAAUCAUUAUAAUUCUUAACUUCUAUUCCCAAGAUACUAAUAUUAAAGGAGUGCUAAUUUUUAUAAUGAUUUCUUUAUAUGGGAUAGCAUCUAGUGUUUUAUAACCCUAUCGUUUGAACGGGUACAAUACAGUUGAUUUCUAUCAAACAAACGUGUGUGCAGUUUCUGUAUUACUUUGUUUAUUCAUUAGCAAUAAUCCCUUCAAUUAUUAUAGUUAUUAUAGGACUUUUAAUUUGCUUGUUCAAAAGUUUCAAAAAUAAAAAUUAAAUCCGUAAUUGAAAGCUAAAAUAAAAAGAAUUUUUUAAGAAUUUUUAAAUCUUAGUGAUGAACAAAAGUAUGAUCUUUUAUUCUCUGGCUUAAAGAUAUAAAUAAGUAAAAAUCAUAAAAGACUAUUUAAAGAUUAGUAGAUUAAUUAGACUAUUAAAUAAAAUAAACUAAAUGACUUAGCUACUAAAAAUUAACAAAAAUUAAACUCUGAAAGCUAUUACUUUGGUAAAGAUAAUAUGAAUAGCCCAAAUACUGUAUAUACCAGCAAGACAAACUAAUCUCCUAUUUUUUUAUAAUUUGAAGAUUUAAAUUUAGUAAGUAAUUAAAAAGAGAGUUAAAAAGAUAAAGAUGAUAACACUAAUAAAUUAAUAAAACUAAAAAAAAAAUACUUAGCUAUUGAAAAUUAACACAAAUUAAACUCUGAAUACGAUUACAUUGAUAAAGAUAAUGAAAAUAACCCAAAUACUGUAUAUAGCAGAGAGAUAAACUAAUCUCCUCUUUUUUAAUGUAAUAUAUAUAAUAAUUUUUUUUUAAUCAUUAAAUUUUUUAAUUAAUUAUUAGGAUUCGAAGAAUUAAAUAUGGCAAUGGAUUAGAAAGAGAGUUAAAUAGAUAAAAAGGAUAACUCUAAUGAAUAAAUAAAAUUAAAUUCUGUUAACCAUGUGGAUAAAAAUAAUAAUUUAAUUUAUUUUACUGAAUAUAAAAUAGAUAAUACUUUAAAUAUCUGA
Tetrahymena thermophila SB210 is the source of this 7755-nucleotide messenger RNA. RefSeq names its product transmembrane protein, putative. The record is from RefSeq and is a predicted model, not a curated record. The transcript has 19 exons. Lineage: Eukaryota; Ciliophora; Oligohymenophorea; Hymenostomatida; Tetrahymenidae.